This is a messenger RNA of Notothenia coriiceps (black rockcod), 488 nucleotides long. RefSeq names its product MMS19 homolog, cytosolic iron-sulfur assembly component (gene mms19). The transcript has 6 exons. The annotation marks the transcript as partial. Lineage: Eukaryota; Metazoa; Chordata; Actinopteri; Perciformes; Nototheniidae. The record is from RefSeq and is a predicted model, not a curated record. Gene Ontology annotation, cellular component: MMXD complex; cytosolic [4Fe-4S] assembly targeting complex.
CGAUGGCUGCGGACAGUGCGCUGCUGCUGUCUCUGGUGGAGGAGUAUGUCUCUGGACUGCAGGACAGCAAAGCCAAAGACACAGCAACAGCUGUCAAAAAUGGAGAGUUUACAGUUCUGCAGCUGGUGGAGGCACUGGGACUGAGUCUGACCAGCUCUCAGCCUCACACUCGAGCCAGAGGAGUCCAGCUUCUCUCCGAAGUUUUACACGAGUGCUAUGGAGGUCUUACCGAGAAAGAAGUGGAAGUGCUCCUUGUCUUCUAUGAAAACCGUCUGAAGGACCAUCACGUCAUCACUCCUCCGGUUUUACAGGGGCUCAGAGCGCUGACAAAAUGUACGGUGCUGCCUCCUGGCUCAGCGGUGUCCAUGCUGAGGUGUUUGUUCCAGGAUGUUCACGUUCAGUCUUUAAUGCUGACGGAGAGAGCCUGCGUCUACAACAUGCUCAUCAACCUCAUGGCGAUCAGAGAAGCAGGUACGUCUGAUUCCUCA